AUGCUGCUNCUACAACAAGAAGCAGCAUCUUUUCUGUUUGCGGGACAUGAAGCUGGCAGUAAUUUAAUGACUUGGUGCUUCUACGUACUUCUGAAGUACCCCGAUGUUUAUCGUGAUUGCCAAGAUGAAGUUGAUCGAUUGUUGGAAGGGAGUAUAGUUCCUGAUUUUGAUAAAUUAAACAAAAUGAACAUUCUCGAUGCAGUUUUGCACGAAACAUUGCGCUUUUAUCCGCCACUACCAACGAUCCGACGUGAAUGCAUUAUUGAAAACUAUAUUGGUCCGCCAGACCGGCAAAUACGGGUUCCGAUCGGCACAUCAAUCAGUAUCGACGUUUAUGGCGUACAUCGUUCAGCUGAGUAUUGGCACAACCCACUUGAUUUUGACUACAAACGAUGGCUAGGGUUUGAAAAGAAAAAUAAUUUGUCGAGUUCCUACAUUUAUUUACCAUUUUCGGGUGGUAGACGCAACUGUAUAGGGCAGCCAUUUGCAAUAUUAGAAGCUAAAAUAAUAACGGCAAUGUUACUUCAACGUUUUGAAUUCGAACUUAUUCCAGAACAAACAAUCAUACCCGAUAUAAAAUUGACUAUGAAAUCGAAAAACGGACUAUUAGCAAGAGUCAAAAUUAGAAAGCAGAAUAGGGUGUAG
This is a messenger RNA of Adineta ricciae, 645 nucleotides long. The record is from the annotation of a GenBank genome assembly. NCBI's taxonomy places the organism in Eukaryota, Metazoa, Rotifera, Eurotatoria, Adinetida, Adinetidae.